UCUUUUUAGUAUUAGGAGAAUCCAUGCACAAAUGGUGGUAGUUGGCUUUGUUCCCAAUGAAUAUUUGGUAACCAAAUUGUUGAUAUUGUAUGCAAAGGCAGGGGAUUUAGUAACUGCUGGCAGUCUGUUCAAUGAGUUGUCGAGGACUACCUUAAUUUCAUGGAAUGCAAUAAUUGCUGGUCAUGUGCAAAAUGGUCUUGUAGAAAUGGGAUUGAGUCUUUAUUAUAAGAUGAGACAGAGUGGUUUGACACCAGAUCAGUACACCUUUGCAUCAGUCUUUAGAGCGUGUGCCACUUUAGCAACAUUGCAGCAGGGCAAGCAAGCAAAAUACUUCGUUGUUUGUCUUUGCAUUAUCAGCUGCUUAUAUGUAUUGACCCUUUCUCAUCUAUAAAAAUUAUACUAAUGCCCUAUUCUAAAGGUGGUUUUUGAGUGUGAAAGUAUUUUUCUUACAUUUUCAUAGUUAAACUAAUUAAAAUAUACAUGUUCAUUCAUGUAGGGAAUAAGUCGAUAUUCACCAAUAAUUAAUAAAAUUUGGAUAUAAUUAACCCAACAGUUCGAAUUUUGAUGCAUUUCCACUUGAAAGUUUGUUUCUCAAAUUUGCAGCAGAAAUAGUUUUUGGAAAAAUAUUUCAAUUCUCUCCUCAUUUCAUGCUCUUUCAUAAUGCAUCACAAGUUGCUUACAAUUGAGAAAGAAAUUUGAUAUUUUGAGAAACAAUUGAGAAAAAAAAUUUCAAUUAUUUGGUAGCUAUUUAUUAUCUUUUUGCUUUUCAAUCUCCCAUUUAUCUUAAUUGCUGAUGUGGCAGGGAAGGAUAAUCAACAUAGCAUCAAUUGUUGGUCUUGUUGGUAACGUUGGGCACGCCAAUUAUAAUGCUGCAAAGGCAGGGGUACUUGGCCUCACAAAAACCAUGGCAAGGGAAUAUGUGAGUAGGAAUAUUAAUGGACACCAGAGUUCAUGGCUUCAGAAGUAUAUGCUGAAGAAUAAAAUGAAUUGGUACAAAACAUUCUUCAACAGAUGGUGAGUUGUAAUGUAGAUCUUAUGUUUAACACUUCUACAGU
Camellia sinensis is the source of this 1055-nucleotide messenger RNA. NCBI's taxonomy places the organism in Eukaryota, Viridiplantae, Streptophyta, Magnoliopsida, Ericales, Theaceae. The record is from RefSeq and is a predicted model, not a curated record.